CCCUGCCAGCUUGUUGGACUCUUCGUCAGCGCACGCGGUCGCAUUAUUUACGCCACCGACCCUUGUCCGUGCUGCCAUCCCUGGGGGGUUUUGGCUGCCCUGCCCUUCCUCCUUGAACAUCUCGGCUGCCCACCACAGCACCAGCAGAGCUUCCUGUUGACCAGGAACUCUUCACCAUUAUAUAUUCCUAGGAUCGGUUGAACAGCUUGUUGUCGACCCGUGUUGAGACACAUCGACACCAUGAGUGUGCCAGGACUGACUGUCAUCGGCGCUCAGGUCACCGCUGCGACCGUCAACAAAGCAGACGAAAAGGAUACCCCGAAUCUCAGUACAUUGCCAUCAACCCAUUCCAACCUGUCGGCGGAAGACAACCCGGCGAUCGAGUUCGAUCCGUGUGUCGGGGCAAAGCCGUGCUCCCCCUUCUACCGCCAUGCCACCAUCACCACGCAGUCCGUCGAGCGACUGACGGUCCAACCCAAGCUGUCCAACGGCGACUAUAAUAUGCCACAGGUCGAGAGUGGCGAGAACACCAACCGCAGCCAGUCCUUCGAUAUCUCCAACGCAGACCGCGCCCGACUGUGGAAAGACAAGCGGAGGAAUCGAAGCUGGCUGCGGUCGUUGUCCAAAAAGCAGAAACUGACCGUCAAGAUUGUCAUCGCCAUUGUCACAGUCGGUACCAUGAUCGCUAUCGCGUUGGGCAUCACAGCCGCCGUCGGAGGAGGAGUAUGGAAGUCUCAUCAUCAGCAGGGGACUCUGAGGUAGAAAAUCGUCGGGGUAGGGAUCGAGGGCGUCGAUAAUUGCUGCGAAAACGUGAGUUUGAGUCUGUCUGGAGACAAUAUAACAAAGAGAAAAAAAAAUUAUCGCUGACACGCUCUGAUCUACAGGACGCUUGUACAUUUUUUUGUUUCCUUCUUAUUCUCACCGUCUCGUUUCAAAAUCCUGUCAUCGUCACGACAAGGUAUAUUUUCGGAAGCCGUCUGCUUGGCCGCGAGGGUGAUUGAGAAUCACACGGCCAUGGCUCCGGAUACCAAACUGGUUUUCAAGCGACCUACAAGUCA
This is a messenger RNA of Penicilliopsis zonata CBS 506.65, 1058 nucleotides long. RefSeq lists its product as hypothetical. The record is from RefSeq and is a predicted model, not a curated record. NCBI's taxonomy places the organism in Eukaryota, Fungi, Ascomycota, Eurotiomycetes, Eurotiales, Aspergillaceae. Bases 241 to 762 code for a protein of 173 amino acids. The transcript has a single exon.